Messenger RNA from Clupea harengus (Atlantic herring), 2622 nucleotides. RefSeq names its product leukotriene A4 hydrolase (gene lta4h). Gene Ontology annotation, molecular function: leukotriene-A4 hydrolase activity; zinc ion binding; aminopeptidase activity. Gene Ontology annotation, biological process: proteolysis; peptide catabolic process; leukotriene biosynthetic process. The record is from RefSeq and is a predicted model, not a curated record. Lineage: Eukaryota; Metazoa; Chordata; Actinopteri; Clupeiformes; Clupeidae. Gene Ontology annotation, cellular component: nucleus; cytosol.
CCUUGACUUAAAUUAAGCAUCCGACCGUGUGAAUCUAUUCUGAACGGACCAACCAUGGCCCCAGCAUCAGACCCCUGCUCUUUCUCCUCUUUUACCAAAUGCGCUACCAAACACCUGAACUUGACCUACCACGUGGAUUUUGACAGCCAUGUUCUCAAAGGGAAAGUGGCUCUCACUAUUGAGGUUCUGGAGAACAAAUUUACGUCUCUGAUUCUUGACUCCCGCGAUUUGAAGAUCUCCUCGGUGACAGCCAAUGGCCAGGCCGCUAAAUUCGCCCUGGGACCGCAGCACAGCUUCAAGGGGUCCCCUCUCGAGAUCACGCUGCCCUUUGAACUCUCCAGGGGUCAGCAUGUGAUUGUGGAGGUCACCUAUGAGACGUCUCCUAAGGCGUCUGCCCUGCAGUGGCUCACCCCCACCCAGACUGCUGGCAAGAAACACCCCUACCUCUUCAGCCAGUGCCAGGCCACCCACUGCAGAAGCAUGGUCCCUUGUCAGGAUACACCUUCAGUGAAGCAUACCUACUACGCUCAGGUGUCUGUGCCCAAGGAGCUGGUGGCAGUGAUGAGUGCCAUGCGUGAUGGACAGGAUGCUGAUCCCCAUGACAACAGCAGGAUCAUCUACCGCUUCAGGCAGCCGGUCCCGAUGCCUUCCUAUCUCAUUGCCAUUGUGGUUGGAGCCCUGGAGAGCAGGGAGAUCGGGCCCCGCACCAGGGUGUGGUCUGAGAAGGAGUAUGUAGAUCUGGCAGCGUUUGAGUUCUCAGAGACGGAGUCCAUGUUGAAGACUGCUGAGUCCCUGGCGGGGCCGUACGUGUGGGGUCAGUAUGACAUCCUGGUGCUCCCUCCAUCUUUCCCCUACGGAGGAAUGGAGAACCCCUGCCUCACAUUCGCCACGCCCACACUGUUGGCUGGAGACAAGUCCCUGUCCAACGUCAUUGCUCAUGAAAUCUCGCACAGCUGGACAGGCAACUUGGUGACCAAUAAGACCUGGGAGCACUUCUGGCUGAAUGAGGGCCACACUGUGUAUCUGGAGAGAAUGAUCGGCCGCUGUAUGGAGAGUGAGCAGUUCAGACAGUUCAAAGCCAUGGGCGGCUGGAAGGAACUGCAAGAGUCUGUGAACACGUUUGGGGCGAACAGCGCCCUGACCAACCUGGUUCCCGACCUGACGGAGGUGGACCCCGACGUGGCCUUCUCCUCUGUGCCUUAUGAGAAGGGCUUCGCUCUCCUCUACCACCUGGAGGAGCUCAUGGGAGGACCAGAGGUGUUCAUGGGCUUUGUGAAGUCCUACAUCCAGCUCUUCGCCUACGGCAGCGUGACCACGGAGGAGUGGAAGACCUACCUCUUCACCUACUUCAAAGACAAGGUGGAUAUCUUAAAUAAGGUGGACUGGAAUGGCUGGAUGCACACGCCUGGAAUGCCCCCAGUCAAACCCCAGUAUGACACCACCAUGGCAGACGCCUGCAUCGCUCUCUGUCAGAAAUGGGUUAAGGCCAAAGAGGGCGAUCUGUCCGGUUUCAGUGCUGCGGAUAUGAAGGCCCUGUCCUCACACCAGGUCAUUGAGUUCCUGUCUCUGCUGCUGCAGGAGGAGGGCCUUCCUCUGUCCCACGUGAAGAGGAUGCAGGAGGUGUACGACAUGAACGCCAUCAAGAACUCAGAGAUCCGCUUCAGAUGGUUGCGCUUGUGUGUGAAGUCUCACUGGGAGGAUUCCGUCGCCAUGGCGCUGCAGAUGGCCACAGAGCAGGGGAGGAUGAAGUUCACACGGCCUCUCUUCCGGGAGGUAUACACCUGGGAGAAGCACCGUGACCUGGCGGUGAAGACCUUCCUGGAGAACCGCGCUGCGAUGCACUUCGUCACGGCCAUGCUGGUGGCCAAGGACCUGAAGGUGGACCAGGACCAGAGCACCGGCCUGUAACUGCCCCGCGGCGCAUGUGCCCCCUGCAGGCGGGCGCAGCCAUGGACGUGCCCAGCUCCGCAUGUGCCCACUGCUGGCGGGCACAGGCGGGCGCAGCCAUGGACGUGCCCAACCAUGUUCCCCUGAAAAACAAGCUUGCAUUUCUACGUUUGCUGACGAAAAAAAUAAUAAUAAUCAAGCGCUUCUCUGAAUCAUGCAUCAGGCCCACUGUGUAGUCAUCUAAUGCCUCUGACACGCCUUCUCUCUCAUUCCAUUCACACUCUCCUCUCUCCCACACACACAGAGACAUGCACAGCAGUUAAUGAUAUCUGUGCAAACACAGUAUUAAACGAUCAACACGUUUUUUCAGUAUGGAUGAAAUGGAAUGUCUGCCUUUUAGGUUUCACUUGUUAACCUCUCAAAUCUGUGGGAUACUUAUAAACCUCACGGUUGUCUGAGCUACACUGGUGUGUGUGUGUGUGUGUGUGUGUGUGUGUGUGUGUGUGUGUGUGUGUGUGUGUGUGUGUGUGUGUGUGUGUGUGUGUGUGUGUGUGUGUUUAAUGGAGGUCCAGUACUCAGUAUCUCAGGGCAGACUUCUCUGUUCAGUAUUACCACCUCGUAGGCAUUCUUCCGCUUCUUCUACUGAGUAUCUGUGCAGAAGUGUGGCAUCAAAGCACUGUUUUUAUCAUUUUUUUUAAAUCUGUCAAACAACAACAAAAUAAAUACUUGACUAAA